Molecule: messenger RNA, 624 nt
Organism: Aureobasidium namibiae CBS 147.97
Lineage: Eukaryota; Fungi; Ascomycota; Dothideomycetes; Dothideales; Saccotheciaceae
Exons: 3
Coding region: 1-624 (207 amino acids)
Source: RefSeq, a predicted model, not a curated record
AUGGCGGCAGCAGUAAUGAACUCCUCCAUACCUCUAACCGCAACCGCACCACCAUCAUCAACCAACGACGUCCCUCCAACCGAAGUAGACCUGACCGCCCACCCAACAGCCCAGCACCUCGUAUCGCGCUGCCGCGACUUCUUCUCCCAAGUCGAAGACCUUACACCAGGCCACCAACUAGAAGCCUACCUCAACAAAAACUACGGGCCAGGAAACCCAAUCUAUGAAGACCUAUGCAAUUCGACACGUCAAGGCCUCAAAGAAGGCUGGGUCGCUAACUUCGAACUCGAUGGUGCAAAGUACAGGCGUUCCAAGAUUUUGCUGCCGAGUGCUGAGAACAGGUUCUUUUCCAUCACAACCGUGUAUAUGGAGAGUGAAGAAGAGUACUCGGGUCAAUAUCACUCUCAUCCUUACGGAGAGAUCAACUGUGUGGUGCAAAUCGACAAGACUGCAGAACUCAAGGGUAUGCAGGGUUGGCAAGGUGCAGGUUGGACAUCGCCAGGACCGGGCACUCAUCACUAUCCAGAGGUGCGUGGAGGGGCUUUGAUCGCGCUCUUCUUCUUGCCUGCGGGUAGAAUCAGCUACAAAGCUAAGCCUGGUGAUCCUCAACCUGCAAGUGUAUGA